This is a messenger RNA of Aspergillus sclerotioniger CBS 115572, 4239 nucleotides long. RefSeq names its product putative copper resistance-associated P-type ATPase. The record is from RefSeq and is a predicted model, not a curated record. The transcript has a single exon. Gene Ontology annotation, molecular function: ATP binding; P-type divalent copper transporter activity; ATP hydrolysis activity. Gene Ontology annotation, cellular component: membrane. NCBI's taxonomy places the organism in Eukaryota, Fungi, Ascomycota, Eurotiomycetes, Eurotiales, Aspergillaceae. Gene Ontology annotation, biological process: monoatomic cation transport; copper ion homeostasis. The coding region runs from base 227 to 4009 and encodes 1260 amino acids.
UUUUUUUUUUUUUUUUUUUUUCGCCGUACUUGCUGGGUAGCAAUCUCCCGAGCUAUCAUACUAGGCUGGCGUGUUGCAUAAACCGUCUUGUCUUCGUGGGGCAUCACACUUCAGGAUAAAGCGCAGUGGUCCUUAUAUCAACUGGCCCAACCUGCCGUCGACAUCAUCUCCUUCUAGAUAGUCUUUCGGAUCAUCUCUAGCAGUGACUGCACCUCUCUUUUCGCCAAUGACAAUGUUGGCGACGGCAGACCCAGCAUCUCGAGCUUCUGCCGGCCAGGAGUCGAGACUUCUGAGAAGCAUAUUCCUUGUCAGCAAUAUUCACUGUUCCUCUUGCGUCGCAUACAUCAAUGAGGUUCUAUCAGACCUUGGUGGAGUGAAAGAUAUCGACGUCUCAGUUCUCACACACGAAGUACGCGUCGUUCACCAUGCCGAAGCGGAUCCAUCACACCUAGCCACAGCUUUGGUUGAAGCUGCUUUUGAUGUUCACCACGUCACAACCUAUGAGCCCAGAGGAUCGGUGAUAUCCGAGCUUGAUACGACUUCAUGGUUGCCCCGCGACUCGGUACGGUUCACCACUCAACCCAACUCGAGUUCCAAUCCCAUAUCGGGAAGCAGACAUGUCGAGAACUGUGACGCCUGCAGGAAAGAGGAGUUGGACAGGCUUACGGCUGGCGAGGACAUAGCAGAUGGUGCUUAUCGCCAACCUCAAGAUCGAUACAGUGGCCUUCGAACCGACGGCAAACCCUCCCCAUCCGAAUCGGAAUUCCAAAGUUUAGUACCGCAAGGGCCCGCAAAGAGCGUCACAUCCGUGGGGUCACAGCCCGAAGAUGAAAAGUUCAAUGCUCGUAUAAGCAUUGGCGGGAUGAGCUGCGCAUCGUGUGCGAACAGCAUCACGAACGAAGUCAAACAAUUGGACUUCAUCGAGGAUAUUACCGUCAAUCUUCUCACCAACAGCGCCGCAGUGGUCUUCGCCGGCCCUCAGUCCAACAUAGAAAAGGUCGUUGAGCAGAUCGAGGAUAUCGGUUUCGAAGCAUCACUUGAUGAAGUCAAUAAGGUCAAGGUGCCCUCUCCGCGCAAGGAAAUCCCCUCCUCGACCUUCGUUGCUGAGAUUUCCAUCGGGGGCAUGACUUGUGGCUCGUGUUCAGGGGCUGUCACUCGAGGGCUUGAGGAGCUAACCUUUGUCACUGAAGUCUCAGUCAACCUCUUGACCCACAGUGGAAGAGUCCAGUUCGAGGGGCGUGAACACGUUGAUGAUAUUGUGGAAAAGAUUGAAGACUUAGGCUACGAUGCUUCAGUCAAUAGUGUGCUUCCCCUGCUAACGGAUGAUGAUGGUGAUGAUGCGACCGUCGAAGAGAGAACCGUGUCCAUCCAUGUGGAUGGUAUGUUCUGUCAUCACUGCCCCGAAAAGGUUUUCCGGGCUUUGGAUGGACUCCCCGACGUGACAGUUGAUGGCAGUCUGUCCGUUAAGAAUCCAAUUUUGGCGGUUACUUAUACGCCCAAGCCGCCAUCUCUCACGGUGAGAAAGAUCCUUCAAACAAUCAAUACAGCUCACGACCUAUUCACCGCCACUGUUUAUCGUCCCCCGAGCAUUGAGGAUCGAUCACGGGCUAUGCAGCGCCACGAAAGACGUCGACUGCUUACCCGAUUUCUCUUCGUUCUCAUCGUGGCAAUUCCCACUUUUCUCCUUGGCAUCGUGUUCAUGAGUCUGGUGCCGUCAGGGAACAAAACCCGCAAGUAUUUGGAAGAACCCAUGUGGGCUGGUGAUGCCUCGCGCCUUGAAUGGGCCCUUUUCAUCAUGACUACGCCAGUCAUGUUCUACGGCGCUGAUAUCUUCCACGUGCGGGCGAUGAAAGAGGUUUAUUCCCUGUGGCGUCCCGGAAGUCGUGCACCGCUUCUGCGCAGGUUUUAUCGCUUUGGCAGCAUGAAUCUUCUCAUCUCCGCCGGAACCACGGUUGCCUAUGUCUCAUCUUUGGCUGUUCUGAUCAUGGAUGCAGCCAUGGGAUCAACCUCCAACACACACAGCUCAACUUACUUCGACACUGUCGUAUUCCUCACCAUGUUCAUUCUUGCUGGCAGGUUCAUGGAAGCGUACAGCAAGGCGAAGACUGGCGAUGCGGUCGCAUCUCUUGGAAAGCUGCGGCCGACAGAGGCUUUGUUGAGAGUCGGCGCAAGCAAUGCAGACCCAUCUGGAGACGACGACAGGCCCGCGGACGAUGGGUAUGAGCGGAUCAAUAUCGACCUGCUAGAGAUCGGCGACGUCGUCAGCAUACCUCACGGUGCAUCGCCCCCGGCGGAUGGUGUUGUCGUUGGAACCGGAUCCUAUCAAUUCGAUGAAAGCUCGUUGACGGGAGAAUCUAAACCAGUCAGCAAAUCCGCGGGUGAUCAAGUCUUUACGGGGUCUGUGAAUGUGGGACAGCCUGUCGAGGUCAAGGUGUCUGCAAUUGGGGGAUCUUCAAUGUUGGAUCAAAUCAUCUCUGUUGUGCGAGAAGGUCAGAGCAGACGUGCGCCUCUCGAGAGAGUCGCGGACUUGCUCACUUCCCACUUUGUUCCGAUUAUCACCCUGGUUGCAAUUCUGACGUUCGUCAUCUGGCUCUCUCUCGGGCUUUCAGGAACGCUGCCCCAGGAUUACCUUGACAUUGCACGCGGUGGAUGGACGUUCUGGAGCCUAGAGUUUGCGAUCGCGGUGUUUGUUGUGGCCUGUCCCUGUGGUUUGGCACUCGCCGCGCCAACCGCACUUUUCGUCGGGGGUGGGUUGGCUGCUAAACAGGGCAUCUUGGUCAAAGGAGGAGGGGAGGCCUUCCAAGAAGCAAGCCGCCUUGACGCCAUUGUGUUCGACAAGACGGGGACUCUCACGGAGGGCGGCAGUCUGCAGGUAUCCGACCAUGAAACCAUCACUACGGACCCCCGCAUGAUGCAGGUGGCCUGGACUCUGGCCCGGAAGCUCGAGGAAAGUAGUAAUCACCCAAUCGCUCGGGCCAUCUCUACAUUCUGCCGAGAGAAGCCCUCGGUCCCGGUUACAGGUGCAGACAUUGAAGAAAUAUCCGGUCAAGGGAUGAAAGGAGUGUUCACCGUGACAGUGGAAAAAACCACCGAGAAAUCCGAGAGUACAGUUCAAUAUGAAGCUGCUAUUGGCAAUCAGCGCCUUUUGCAAAGCCUGGCAACCUCCGGUGACGAUGACGGCCAUCUUUCCAAGGUUCUCUUGAAGUACCAGGCUGCUGGCAAGUCCACUGCAAUCUUGUCGCUCCGCCCAAUGGACGUCAGCGCCACGGACAGCCCUUCCUUUUCAACUGCAAUUGUUUUUGCAAUCUCUGAUUCUAUCCGGCCUGAUGCUGUAGAGGUGAUCUCGAAGCUCCAGAAGCGCAAAGUCAGCGUGUUCAUGUGCACAGGCGACAACCAGACAACUGCACACGCCGUCGCAGACAUGGUGGGCAUCCCCCGAUCCAACGUCAUGGCGAACGUGAUGCCAGGAGGAAAGGCAGAUUUUGUCCGUAAAGUUCAAGACGGCAAUCUCACCCCCCGAACAGAUUCCGAGGCUGAAAGUCAGCGGAGCGAAAAUGGGACCCGGUCCAUCGUCGCCUUUGUCGGGGACGGCGUGAACGACUCUCCCGCCCUUGCAGCAGCAGAUGUGAGCAUCGCCAUGGCUUCCGGGUCUGAUGUGGCCAUGAACUCCGCCAGUUUUAUUCUCCUAAACUCCGAACUCGACACAAUCCUGCAGCUCGUCUUACUUAGCCGUCGCGUCUUCAAUCGCGUAAAGUUGAACUUCGGUUGGGCGUUGGUGUACAAUUGCUGCCUGGUGCCUGUCGCUGCCGGGGUCUUUUAUCCCAUCGUUAGUGGCCACAAGCAUGAAAUGGUGGGCGAUGCGCUUAUUACGGUCAAUACACACUGGAGACUUAGCCCCGUCUGGGCUGCAUUGGCAAUGGCUCUGAGCAGCAUUUCGGUUGUUUGCAGCAGUCUUGCGUUGGGAAUCGAUAGGAGGACGAUGCGAAAGUUGUUCCGUUUGCCAAACUAGGCAAUCAUGUCCGUCAUGGAUUUGCUAUGCUCUGUUUCUUCAUCUGGGAUAUUUGGUAAUUCGAUCCGAGGAUUCGCUGGGAAAUGGACUUUCGGGUGCUUUUAUAUAUCUAUAUUUCGAUGUAUGUUCUUUAACAUGGACAUUUAGCAUAACUCCAACGGAAAUUGGAUCGUCUUGAUGAUGACGAUGAUGAUGAAUGGGAUUGUUUAUCCAUAUAGUGUUAUUUUGAG